Messenger RNA from Dacryopinax primogenitus, 870 nucleotides. RefSeq lists its product as uncharacterized. Gene Ontology annotation, cellular component: fungal-type vacuole; cell periphery. Lineage: Eukaryota; Fungi; Basidiomycota; Dacrymycetes; Dacrymycetales; Dacrymycetaceae. Bases 1 to 621 code for a protein of 206 amino acids. The record is from RefSeq and is a predicted model, not a curated record. Gene Ontology annotation, biological process: positive regulation of catalytic activity. The transcript has 3 exons.
AUGGACCCCAAUGGGGAGAAGAGCGCGCAAGGCGGGAGCACGGAGUCUCGGUGGAAGAAGGGCAAGAAGAGAUGGAGGAAUUUCUGCUUGUAUCAUUCUAGUACUCCUCUGCUCUUCAGACUGCUCAACCUCAUAUUCACAACUAUCGCUUUGGCGGUCGCGAUCCGAAUGCAGCUCGAGGAACGGCACGCGGGUGUAGAAGGCGUUCUAGGCAGUUCAACAGCAGUAACGAUCCUGGAAUAUUACGGCCGCCCAUUAGGCCUCUGGCGCACCUCAGCCAAGCUCGCGUACACCCUCGUAGAAGUCAUCUUCGUCUGUCUCUGGUCCUCCGCUCUCUCACUAGCGAUCGACAACUACCUAACGACACCCCUCCGGUGUGCACCGCGAAACCUGACAUCCUGGUGGUCUGACCAGCCGCCAACACCGAACCCUCUCUCCCCAGACGACUCGGACAUAGGCCAAGAUGUAUGCAGACUCCAGGCGGCGCUGAUCGGCUUGGUCCUCGUGGGCCUGUGCAGCUAUUGCUCGAAUUUGAUCAUUAGCCUGUUUAGGAUAUUCGAGAGGGUCAAGGUUAGGACUGUGGAUUAUCGCUGGAGCGCCUUGGGGGAUGGGGCGGUUUAGAACCCCGAUGGCGGCUGGCACACCGAUUGAGCUAUUGCACGCUGUCUUACACUUGCGGGACUGGGCCUCGCAGACUCUCGCCCCGACCGACCACAACAGUGCAGCCGUGUCCCCAGCGCUUCAAAGUGGCUGCAGGGCGAGCAUCGUCUCUCUAUCCCGCGAGCAAUGCUCCCGUCGUCGUCUUCGACAUCGGAAGCCGCUGAACGCAUCGUUUUCCUGGUCUCCUCCACACCGUCAGUCUCGCUGCAU